Molecule: messenger RNA, 3981 nt
Organism: Acanthocheilonema viteae
Lineage: Eukaryota; Metazoa; Nematoda; Chromadorea; Rhabditida; Onchocercidae
Source: the annotation of a GenBank genome assembly
AUGUCAAAAGGUACAUCAAGCAAACGUCGAUAUGGCUGCAAAACACUGCGUGAACAAAGCGGUACUUCAGAUUAUAUCAGAUCAUCCACUACAGGUUCCAGCAAUUCCAAUACAAGUCUAUGCCCUCUAAUCUUUAAUGGACCAUCAUUACCUGGUGGUGAUAUAAAUCGCUCUCCUCCGAAAAAUAUGUCCUGCGAGCCGUCCACUUCGAAUGUUUCCAAUCAGAUUGCCACUGAAGCUCCUGAUUUGAAUUCGGAAGUUUUAUUGACAUUACCUGUUCUCCCGACAAUGGAUACAACUGGACCGUUGAGUAAUUUAGACGACAACAAUCAUUGCUAUGUUGGUUUAGUCAAUCAAGCAAUGACUUGUUAUCUGAAUUCAUUGAUACAAACACUUUAUAUGACACCUGAAUUCCGAAAUGCUAUCUAUGGAUGGAAGUUCACCGGUUCUGAAGCUGCGGAAGCUAGAAGUAUUCCAUGCCAGCUACAAAAAUUAUUUUUGCUACUACAAACUAGUGAUCGUGAAUCGUUGGAAACCAUUGAUUUGACUGCCUCUUUUGGUUGGAGUAAUUCGGAGGCUUACGAGCAACAUGACAUCCAGGAGUUAUGCAGAAUAAUGUUUGAUGCGCUGAAACAGAAAUGGAGCAAAGCAGACGCUAGCUUUCAAGAGCUAUAUAGGGGUAAUAUGGAGGAUUUUGUCAAAUGUCUUUUCUGUCAAAAGGAAAAUGUUAAGCAGGAUGAAUUUCUGGAUUUGCCAUUAGCAGUGAAGCAGUUUGGUGCCAGCGAUGCUUUCAAAAGUGUGGAAGAAGCACUGCAUGCAUUUAUCAAGCCUGAGGUAUUGGAAGGAAGCAAUCAGUAUUAUUGCGAAGGAUGCAGAAAAAAGCAGAAUGCAUUGAAAGGUUUGCGAAUAAUAAAAUUCCCGUAUUUGCUUUCAAUCCAACUUAAACGUUUUGAUUUUGAUUGCAACACACUUCAUCGCAUCAAAUUAAAUGACAAGAUGACAUUCCCGGCAUUACUCAAUUUGAAUGAAUUCGUUUACGACGCAACAAAAAGUGAACCACCGAAGAAGAUGAGUUGGGCAUCAGCAGUCUCAAUGCCAAGGAAAAAAGAUGAACCGACAGCAUCAAAACCAAAUUUAUGUGAUUACGGUAACAAUUUUCGAAAAAAUCGACAAGUUAUGAAUUCAUUUAUAGAAAUGUUCAGUUAUUUAUUACGUGAAUGCCUUAAUUACUUAGUGUCUCGUGCGGAGCAGAACGAUGGUCAUUUGGACGAACAAGAAGUUGAUAUGUUACUUAAAAGAGAUGGUCCAUUUCUCUAUGAAUUGUUUUCCGUUAUGGUCCAUCAAGGAAGUGCUUCAGGAGGCCAUUAUUUUGCAUAUAUCAAAAAUAUGGAUCAGGACAAAUGGUUUUGCUUUAAUGAUAGUAGUGUAACCUCUGCUUCAAUUGAAGACAUUCAUCGUACAUUUGGGGGAUCUUCUGGUGGGUGGUCGUCAGGAAACACGAACGCUUAUAUGUUAAUGUAUAGACAGAUCGAUCGUAAACGAAAUGCAAGAUUCGUGAAAACAGAUGAGUUAGCAGAUCAUCUUCUGGAACGCUUGAGACGAUUUGAGGAGCAGGAAGAAGAGAAACUUCGGGAAAAGCAAUACAGAGAAUCGCUUGUCUCGGUUAACGCAAUGUUUAAUGGAGCUCAUAUCAUAUCAGACGUUACUAAUCUAACGGAAGCAAUGAAAUUCCCCUACACGGCGAAAUUGUCCAAAAUUUACGAUACAGUUUUCCAAGCAUUCUGUGCUAAGAUUUCAAUUUCAGCUUCUAACGUUCGUCUGCUAUUGUGCAAAGAUUUCACUUAUUCGAUUAUACGUUCAUUCACGAAGAAUGAAAUGCAAAAGACACUGGAAGAAAUAUGUCCCGGGUGUUCUGCGAAAAGCUUAUACCGUCCAAUCGUGUAUUUUCUCUUAGAUGUAAAAUUGUCUGAAACAGAACAAUUUUAUCAUAUUUAUGAGGAAGAAUCCGUUGGCACAGUAAAAUUAAUUGCUCUUAACAUUGAAAAUGGGACCUUCCUGCCAGCAUUUCAAAUGCAAUAUCAUGAUAACGAAACAAUGAGUAUGAUAAAACAGAAAUUGGGACAGAUUUUCCAUCUUUGUGAAGACAAGACCCACAACCUGCGCUUGGUAGUUGAUAGAGGAAUUGCUGCAUCACCGACAAUGGUGUUACUCGAUGAUGACAGUUUUACCUGUGCACAAGCUCUACUUAACGUUACAAAUGUUAAGCUGUAUGUGGACGCUGGUGGGGAUGGAUAUGCAACAGAUGAAGAUCGAAAAAUCGAUUUUGAUCAAUCAAAAAUGUUCUCACUUUUGGAAAGAAAAAAUCAUGCGAAGAUAUUGAUGAUAACUCUUCCUACACCAGAUGACUAUGUGCAAGCUGGAAUUAUUCCACCAGUUUCGCAUGAUACUAGUCGUUCGACAACGCCGAUAGGAAGUAUGCCUGCUGACACGAACACAACAACAUCUUCGGGAUCUUGUUCAACAGUUAUUGACUUACACAGUGUUCCUACUUCAGGUAUACCAGAAACACUUACCAUGAAGCAAACAACUCCUUCAAUGGCCAGUAGUCAUUUGUCAUCGAUAAUUUCUGAAGAAGACAAUAGUGGGCCAUGCUUGGACGGUGAUGGUGAUAUGGAUUCUGUAAGCACGACGUGUACUCCGAUGGUAUCACCGGUUGUAUCUGAUAGCGAUGAUACUGCUGAUAUUACUACCAGAGAUUCAGCUGUUGAUCGAAUAAGCCGUUAUGAACGGACAUAUGAUGCCGUUAUGGCAGCCUCAGAACAAAAACGGCUAUUUGAAAUGGAGAGUACAGUAGAGGUUGAGGCAAGUACUGCAGGCUCGUCUAGUGAUACGCUUGUAGGUGGCACACAUACAUACAUUUCUGGAACAACACAGUCUAGUUUUGAUGUUAUCAUUCGAAAAUCACGGAUGAAAUCAUCUAAUGACAUGGAAGUAGAUGUCGACGAUCGGCAGCUAGUGAUUCACAUGAAAAAAUGGUUAUCAGCAGUAAUUGGAAUCGAUACGAAUGAAUUUGUUGUUCUCAAACAUUAUAGUGCUGAAGAUGCUGAUGGUUAUGAAAGUAUUAUUAACGAAACGGAAACUAUUCAUGACGCUUACUACGCUGUUCAUAGACUGUCAAUCAAAUUGCGUUCGCCAUUGAAAGAAAAUGAAAAAUUGAUGCGGAUUAUCAGAUUUGAUCGUGAAAAUGCUGAUCAAGAUAAGUGGCCUACAUUAUUCAGUAUUGCGGUUACUGUCGACAUGUUAAUACGUACUUUAUUGAUGCGUUGUCAAGAGCAGAUGAAGAAGAUGUAUGCCACAAAGUACGAUCUCAACCAGUUACGAUUGCGAGAAGUAAUUGUUGGUGGUGGAGCUCCGGUACUAUUUCUGGGUGACCAGCUCGGCCGACGUGGUCACGAGUGGAGCAAAAAUUUGUAUUUACAAAUUCUCUCAGAUGAAGAAGUUACAAGGGCAAAAAUGCAUAUAUCAACAUCUUACCCGGUAAUGGUUAGACGUUGGAAAUCGUCAGUGCCAGAAGUGACAUCCUUGGUUGAACUGAUGGUUCCAGUAGAUAGACAAGAUCAGAUCGUAGCACUUAAAGAACAGAUUUCCUUUCACUAUCGUGUGCCAUUUGAUCAAAUCCAACUGUCAGAGGCAUUUCCAACUGCUGCAUGGAGUAAGUGGCCAUAUACAAAGGACAGGGUUGAUUUAUAUGAAAAUGUUAGUUUCAUCAGUGAUGAAGUUCCAUCCAGCGGAACAUUCAAUGGGAAGCUCAUCUACUUCAAAUUAGCUAAUGAACAAGUGCGACAGUUAACAGAAGAGGAGAAGCGCACGUUGAGAUACAAAGACAGCGCUGCAAAACCUGGAGAUGCUGCAAUCUUGCGAAGAAAGGAAAGACCGCUAAGAAUACAACUGUCGACCAGUAUCACCGAAGAUGAUGAUUGA